CGCGGGGGGACGGGAACCAGCCCGUGGGGACUCGGCUCACGGGGCGCCCCAGCAGCCAGAUGCCCCGGAGGAAGCCGGUGCCGGCGCUGGGCAGCCUCUGCCUGCAGAGCCUGGCGCAGCACAUGCAGAGCGUGUGGGUGAAGGACUACAGCGACAACUACCUGGACGAGUACCAGUUCCGCUACAUCAUGGGCCCCUUCAACGACCUGGCCGGCAGCCUGGUGCAGGACCUCAUCGGGCUGCUGGGCGAGAGCCGGCGCCUGACGCGAGCCGCGCUCCACCUGCUGCUGGUGCCGCACCUCCAGGAGCUGAGCCUGCGCUCCUGCCCCAGCCUCGUCAGCAACGCCAUCGGCCAGCUCGUCACCGUGCGCUGCAAGAGCCUGAGCGCCCUGGACCUGCACGGCUGCAGCCGGCUGUCGGCGGACGUGCUGGUGGACCUGGUGGAGGAGCUGCCGCUGCUGAGCCGCCUGGGGCUGGCGGAGACGCAGGCCAACGUCCAGGUGCUCUCGGCCGUGGGCUCCUGCUGCCGGCGCCUGCGGGAGCUGGACGUGUCCCGCUGCAAGAAGGUGUCGCCGCGCGCCCUGCGGCACCUGGCCUACGACCCGCUGGAGCGGGCCCUCUGCUGCCCCGUGCUCCGCGUCCUCCUGGCCCGCGGCCUCGAGCCGGGGGGGGACGGCGGCAUGGUGGCGGCGCUGGCCUUCCUGCUGCUGGCCCUGCCGCGCCUGGAGGUCCUGGCGCACAGCGCCGUGCCGGACGCGCUCUGCCUCCUCCACGCGCGGCAGCUGGGCGGCGGGGGGGACGCCGACGGCUUCCCCUCGCUGCAGGAGCUGGUGGCGCGGCGGCAGAACGGCCCCCGGCUCACCCUGCCGCUGCGGCAGCUGGAGGAGGUGGAGGAGCCCGUCCUCGGCACCGCCUGCGCCAUCUGCCCCGAGGCCGAGGAGGUCGGCGUGUGGCUGGGGGACGGCGCGGCCGUGGGAUGGGACGCGCUGCGCUGGGGCCGCCUGGCCCGGCUCAGCCUGUCCUGCGCGGGGCCGCGGGGCCGGGCGCUGGGCGAGGUGCUGCCCCUGGCGCGCAGCCUGGGCCCGCAGCUGCAGAGCCUCGCCCUGCACGGCUUCUGCCACGAGGACGAGCUCUCCCUGGGCGCCCUGCUCUGCAGCUGCCCCAACCUGCAGGCCUUCAGCACCGAGCUGCAGGCCCCGCCGGUCACCCGCCCUGACGAGGAGCCCCCCGACGAGGAGCCCCCCGACGAGCCGCCCCGCUGGGACACCGGCCUGCUGCCCCACACCUUCCCGCGGCUCCAGCGCUUCUCCCUGUCCCUGGCCGGCACCGGCAGCCCUUGGCCAGUCCCGCACAGGCUGGUGCUGCGUGCCACGCUGGCCUCGCUGCUGUGCCACUCGCCGCGCCUGCAGAGCCUCUCCCUGCUCGGCGUCCCCUUCUCGCUGGACUCGGUGUUCGAAACGGUGCUGGCGGCCCCGGGGCCGCCCCUGCUGGAGCUGCGGGAGCUCUCGCUGGUCGAGAGCCAGGUGUCCAGCCAGACUGUGCGGCUGCUGCUGGCCUCCGACGGCCGCCUGUGCCGCCUGGACCUGUCCCGCUGCCGCGACAUCUACCGCCGGGACUACGACGCCUUCCUGCAGGCGGUGCGCAAGCAGCGGCUGGACCUGGACAUCACCUGGGAGUAGGCGCCCAGCCCGGAGAGCGGCUCUGGCCGUACGGAGGUCUUUAAUAAAGGAGUUGCACUGCGA
Molecule: messenger RNA, 1742 nt
Organism: Oxyura jamaicensis (ruddy duck)
Lineage: Eukaryota; Metazoa; Chordata; Aves; Anseriformes; Anatidae
Exons: 4
Coding region: 60-1679 (539 amino acids)
Biological process (GO): SCF-dependent proteasomal ubiquitin-dependent protein catabolic process
Cellular component (GO): SCF ubiquitin ligase complex
Source: RefSeq, a predicted model, not a curated record